Messenger RNA from Gastrolobium bilobum, 831 nucleotides. RefSeq lists its product as uncharacterized. The transcript has a single exon. Lineage: Eukaryota; Viridiplantae; Streptophyta; Magnoliopsida; Fabales; Fabaceae. The coding region runs from base 1 to 831 and encodes 276 amino acids. The record is from RefSeq and is a predicted model, not a curated record.
AUGACCACCCGAGCAAAUGUGGUUCAUAAUCAAGGACCCGAAGUUCGCAACGGCGACAUAGGACAACCGGGAAGGCUGGAAGAGAACCCCCAGUCUUCAGAUUGGAGACGCUCAUCCCAGAACCCAAACCCGAACGAUGUAUCCGGGGUCUACAGGAGGAAGUAUCACAGGGGGCAAUACAAUGACAGCCCCUUCGUUGACGAGAUCGUGGAUGCACCAUUUCCAAAGAACCUCAACCUGUCUGAAAUUCCAAAAUACGGUGGAGCGCAAGACCCCCAAGUGCAUUUGGAUGCCUUUGAUACGGCGAUGUACAUUAAGGGAAUUCAAGAGCCGUUGAUAACCCGGUUAUUUGCGACCACGCUGAAGGGAGUAGCUAAAUCAUGGUUCUCAUCUCUACCAGCGGGAUCCAUCAGAUCGUUUGAAGAGCUCGGAGGUAGAUUCUUGCUGAAUUUUGCUACGAGUAAAAAACAGCCCAAGUCCGAAUUCGUGCUGGGGAAAAUAAAACAACAACCUGGUGAAACGCUGCAGAAGUAUUUGGACCGCUUCAAAAUGGCCGCCUUACAAGUUCCCGGGUUGUCUGAGAAUGUUCAUUUACAUUUGGUGAUUGCCGGCCUCCACGGAUCCUUCAGGUUAGCUAGAUCCGUAUACAAAAACCCAGUCCCAAUUCUAGUUGAGUUCACUGCACGGUCCAAAAAAUAUUUGGAUCUCGAACAGAUAGAGAUUGAAAAUGCAGACCCAAGGCAACACCACGGCCAGGUGGAGAAACUCGAAAAUCGAAGGCAAAGUGAUUUCUGGGGUAAAAGGCCAGAAGAGAAAGUUUCAACUAAGUAA